GGCCCCGCCUCCAUGGAGGCCAUCUUAUGUAACCAGAGAGAGGCGCCUGGUGUAUCCUCUGUCAGCUCAACUAACGGGAGAGAGAGGUCUCUUUUCCUCAAGGCCUAAGGGAAGGAAGCAGCGCAGAAAGGGCGAGGCUGAACUAUUGUAAAGUUGUGUUCAAGAUGGCUUUCGGAACCAUAAAAUCUGACCAUGUCCAAUGGAACUACUACAAUAAAGGCAAAACAGUCAAAGUCCAUUGGGUAUCAGCUCUUGCGUGAUUGCCUUGGUGGAGAGACCAUAGGGCACUCAUAUUUUACUUGGUCCAGAUUUUCAAGCAACAUUAAAAUAGUCAUGGCUUCUGUUCCAGAUAAUGCAAACGUUCAGGCUUCUCCAGUGGAACAAAAAAGCAAGAGUUCAUGGCCUUGUCCCAUUACAAAUAUUCAUCCAGAAGAGCUUGCAAAGAUUCGUCAACAAUGUAAAGAAGAAAGCUUCUGGUACAGAGCUCUCCCUCUAUCUCUGGGAAGUAUGCUUGUUGUUCAAGGACUAGUUGCCCAAGGUGUUUUCAAACCAAAUCCUAAACUUGGACCCCUUCCUAAAAUGGCACUUGCUGGUGCCCUGGGUUUUGCUGUUGGGACAAUGUCGUAUAUAAGAACAUGCCAGAAGAAGUUUGAACAUGCUGGCGUGCAAUUUUUCGGCCCAGGAAAAAAAUGGCAUUGCCAUCACAUGUGUGAGGAAUGUAAAGCUAAGUCUAAAGCAAGCCAACUGGAACAAACACAGCCUUCCGUUUCUUAAAACCGAUAACAUGGAAGAGAUCAUUCUGUCAUGGUACCUAUUCUUGAAUAUGGCCUCAUUAUUUUGUAAAAUCUGCCUUUUUCAAAAUGUUUAUUGCAACUUUUAAAUAAAAUUAGGAGGAUGUUUUUGUCACUUUUCUUUUAGUAGAUGCAAACUUUCAGUAGGCUCACUAUUAUUUUAGAGAGUUACUCUGGUUUUACACUUGGACCCUAAAAUUGCAGUCAAGAAAAUUUGUCAGCUAAACAAUCAAGUUACACAACAAAUGGUGGAAGCAAGUCAUUCCACUGAACAACCCUUCAGUAAAUAAUUAAUGGUAAAAAAAAUCUUUAGUUUAUAACUGCUAAUCAAGGUCAGUAUCCAAUGACUGUCCAGUUUGUAUAAUUUGAACUCCCCCGCUCAGCUCUCUGUAGCACCAAAAUUCUCCUCUGGGAUUUCCCAGUCCUUUUAGCAGGUUUUUAAGGCACAUGGGUAUGGGGGCUGCAUGAAUUGGAGAGGUUACACAUCCUGGCCAAGGAAAAAUGUUUUUGAUAUUAAUGUACAUAGUCUCUUUGUAAGAUAUUGCUAGUAGGAAAAACUUGUGUAACUAUUAUUGAAUUACACAUUGACUGUAAGUAUAGUCAUUCGUAUGUUCAUAUGCUAGAUCAUGAUAGAUGCAUAGGAAUUACUGCGUUUAUAAAAAAACCUGAGUGUUUUAUGUAUAAUAAAAGGAACUACAAUAUUAUGAUCUGAUACAACACACUAUUAAAAAAAUACCAACUUGUUAAAUACAGUGCAGCAUCAGAAUCCAUGGGACCUAAAAUCAAAAAUUAUAUCCAUUUGGGUGCCCAACUGGUGUUUUGCUUCUACUUUACCAAUACAGCAGUUAUAAUGGCUUGGUUUUCAAGUAGAGAAACUCAUUUGAAUAUCUACAGAAUGCAUAAGCACUACAUUGUUGAUAAUUACUAAUAUUCCCAUAAUUUCAGAUUCAAAACACCGGCAACUUUCCCAGUAAUAAGUAUUUGUGUCAAGCUUUUCAUUUUUGUGCUGUAGCUUUAUAGAAUGAAGCCAAAGACUUAACUUUCAGCAUAAUUUCAUAUGAAAAGUUCACUUGGAAGAGUGAAACCAGCAGCAUAAGUCUCCUAGACCUCAAGAGUGGACAUUUUCCAUCAUUGCCACCCUAGAGCCAACAGCUGCAAAUGAUUUAGCGCUCAGAGUGAGAAGACGCUGUGACACGAGAAGCCAGGCAAACCUGGAUAGAACCAGUCAAUCACAGCCCAGGGAAUAAUGGAGAUGGGUGCUUCCAUGUUCCUGCCUUUCACAAUUCCUCCAACUGAGUGGAACAACCCACAUUUAGAAGGUUCCUCCCCACUUCAUAGGGAAAAGAUAUAACUUGGAGGCUUAUCUGUUAAACAGUUAGAUAGGGCCAGGUAGAAAUAGAGAUGGGGCAGGGAUUAAUAGGAAUAGAUUAGAUCUAGGGAAGAUCAGAUGAGUAAGGAUCAGUUGUAAAGAGGGGCAUUAAUAAGAUCUGAAUAGGGUUUCUGAGAGUUGAUAGCAUGGAAAAGUUCAGGGAGAAGUGUUUUUUGUCUGAAACCUGAGAUGUUCUAAUGUUCUGUGUGGAACCAGAUUAACACUAGAUGUUUAUCUUAUCUAUUACAAUAAAUCUUAAUUGGUUUUAUUUUCUUAA
This is a messenger RNA of Sceloporus undulatus (fence lizard), 2437 nucleotides long. It is a transcript of the gene OCIAD2, whose product is annotated as OCIA domain containing 2. Gene Ontology annotation, cellular component: mitochondrial inner membrane. NCBI's taxonomy places the organism in Eukaryota, Metazoa, Chordata, Lepidosauria, Squamata, Phrynosomatidae. The record is from RefSeq and is a predicted model, not a curated record. The transcript is spliced from 9 exons. The coding region runs from base 193 to 774 and encodes 193 amino acids.